Molecule: messenger RNA, 2849 nt
Organism: Tupaia belangeri chinensis (Chinese tree shrew)
Lineage: Eukaryota; Metazoa; Chordata; Mammalia; Scandentia; Tupaiidae
Gene: ATAD1
Product: ATPase family AAA domain containing 1
Exons: 10
Coding region: 203-1288 (361 amino acids)
Biological process (GO): extraction of mislocalized protein from mitochondrial outer membrane
Cellular component (GO): mitochondrial outer membrane
Molecular function (GO): ATP binding; ATP hydrolysis activity
Source: RefSeq, a predicted model, not a curated record
CCAAGGGCGUCCCGGGCCUCGCCUUGGCUUCCGGCCCCACCUGCCGUCAGGUCUCCGCUACCGCUGCCCCUAAGAGUUGGGUCAUUCCCGAAGGACUCGGUGUAGGCAGCCUGGUCGCUGUGGGGCUGCCGAUCGUCCUGUGCGAUCCCAGGAACUGGCUCUUAGGCCAAGACAGCCGGAAUGAACCAGGUUAACCAUCAAGAUGGUACACGCUGAAGCUUUUUCUCGCCCCUUGAGUCGGAAUGAAGUUGUCGGUUUAAUUUUCCGUUUGACAAUAUUUGGUGCAGUAACAUACUUUACUAUCAAAUGGAUGGUAGAUGCAAUUGAUCCAACCAGAAAGCAAAAAGUAGAAGCUCAAAAACAGGCAGAAAAACUAAUGAAGCAAAUUGGUGUGAAAAAUGUGAAGCUUUCAGAAUAUGAAAUGAGUAUUGCUGCUCAUCUAGUAGACCCACUCAACAUGCAUGUUACUUGGAGCGAUAUAGCAGGUUUAGAUGAUGUCAUUACAGAUCUGAAAGACACAGUCAUCUUACCUAUCAAAAAGAAGCAUUUAUUUGAGAAUUCGAGACUUCUGCAGCCUCCAAAAGGUGUUCUUCUCUAUGGACCCCCAGGCUGUGGUAAGACGUUGAUUGCCAAAGCUACAGCCAAAGAAGCUGGCUGUCGAUUUAUUAACCUUCAGCCUUCCACACUGACUGACAAAUGGUAUGGAGAGUCUCAGAAGUUAGCCGCUGCUGUUUUCUCUCUUGCCAUAAAGUUACAACCUUCUAUCAUCUUCAUAGAUGAAAUAGACUCCUUUCUACGAAACCGUUCAAGUUCUGACCAUGAAGCUACAGCAAUGAUGAAAGCUCAGUUCAUGAGUCUCUGGGAUGGAUUGGAUACUGACCAUAGUUGCCAGGUCAUAGUGAUGGGAGCGACCAAUCGUCCUCAGGACCUUGACUCGGCCAUAAUGAGAAGGAUGCCGACAAGAUUUCAUAUCAACCAGCCUGCUCUAAAACAAAGAGAAGCAAUUCUGAAACUCAUCUUGAAAAAUGAAAAUGUGGAUAGGCAUGUAGACCUGCUAGAAGUUGCCCAGGAAACUGAUGGGUUUUCAGGAAGUGACCUAAAAGAGAUGUGUCGAGAUGCUGCCCUCCUCUGUGUCAGGGAGUAUGUGAACUCUGCAUCAGGAGAAAGCCAUGAUGAAGAUGAAAUCCGGCCUGUGCAACAACAGGACCUGCAUCGGGCAAUUGAAAAAAUGAAGAAAUCAAAGGAUGCAGCGUUUCAGAAUGUUCUGACCCAUGUGUGUUUAGAUUAAGAGUAAAAAUGAUUUGUACCGUUCGGUGAUCUCAUCGGUGUGCACUCUUACAGUCAGUGGAGAUAGAAUGGAACGACUGCUCUUUAAACGAAGGAGUUCGAUGUUUAUGGUUUUAUACUCUGAAUCCUAAGUUAUUGAGAUAUAGUUGUUAUAUAAAUGGUAUUACCACUUGUCAGAAAUCAUGAGGAGGAACAAUAUAACAGCCUGAGUGUGGGUGCUUGUGUUUGACCUCUUUAGCCAUAUGUUACAGCCUUAUAGAAUCUAAGCUGGUCUUAAAGUAAUAAAUGUUCAUUGGCUCGUUAGUGAGAAAUGGGGAUGUGGCUAGGUGCCGGUUCCCAGACAUGUUGAGAGAGAGAGAGACUGAGAGAGAGAGAGAGAGUGUGUGUGUGAGUCAAGUGUAUAUAUCCACACAUUUUAUAUCGACAUUCUGUAGAUAUGUUUGAAUACGGAAACUUUUUUUUAACCCCAACUACUGAAUCCAAAAGUACCAAAUAGUAUAUAGUUGAAACCAAGAUUUAAGGUUGGACUAAAAGGUACCACGAUUCAGCCAUUUCCCGCUGUCACUUGUUUCAGCUGUUUUCUCCGUCUGCAGUUGGUUAGUUGGAUGAACCACACUUGGGGGUAUACCUGUGGCUCAGUUACGGUAGGCAGGAUGGUCAGAUAGGAAUAUCCGUUCAGUGGUCAUUGUUCGGUGACCAUCGUUGAAUGGUGGUUAGUCAUGUGAUCAAGACUGACUACCUCUCUGUGAGCUCACUGAGGAGAAAUAUUUUUUAACAUUUUAAGUUGAUUUACAUGAAGGUGGAUUAAAAGCCUUUAAAGAAUGAGUUUGAAAACCUCAGUUCCCAUCAGUGUGUGUAUAUGACUUUUCUUUUAUUGCUCAGUGUAAACAGUACUGUGGUAACUAUGUUUUUUUAAGGUUAAAGUUGUAUGUUCUUUAAUUAUGGUCAAAUAUAAUUCGGUCACCCACAAUAAAAUAGUUGUUACUAAAUGUGCUAAAAAUACUCAUUUUGUAACUUUAAUUUUUAAAGUUCUUAGCAUAUUACAUAGUGUGUCCUAGUUUGGUACAAAUGCACACAUCACAAUUCCCAUAUUGUAUCUGUGGCCCUCUGAUGUCUUGUGAGCACAUUUGAAACACCGUUUGUUUUUCAAAAUUCCACUGACCAGAAUUCUGUUAUAGGCACUUAGACACAGCAUGAGGAAAAUGGCACAGCACAAUCUUGAGGUGCCUUCUGAAUCAUCAGAAAGGUUAAAUUAUGCUUCAUGUGUUUUUGUUGUAUUUCUUUGAAAACUCUCAAUCUUUAUACAUGAGUUGUUGGAUUAAUUUCUCUGAUAAUGUCUCAUGAAAACCUAUCGGGGAUUUAUUCUUUAAUUGUACUUUGAAUGGUGAGGUAGAGAUUGCAGAAGACAUGGGUAACAAAAGAGCAAGUUAUGAAACAUGAUGGAAAAAUUUAAUGCAAAUACAAUAUACCAAAAAUAAAAAACUUGUCCCAUUUUUAAUAAUUUAUGUUAUUAUUUUAUAAAUGUAAUAAAGGGAUCCCUCUAUUGAUUUUUCUCCACUUAA